AUGGCACCUCCUCUUACGGAAGGAAUCUUGGAGAAGCUCGUUGUUGUCGACCCUAAGGAUCAAAUAUGGGAGUCGACUCCCACCGUCCAAUUCCUCUCGAUUAAGCUCGUCGGGAACUCCAAUGGCACGCCCGCACCCGCCGAUGCUGACCGCCCAGACCGGUACCGAAUAAUUGUCUCGGAUGGAAAACACUUUUUACAGGCUAUGCUGGCAACCCAAUUGAAUGACAUGGUACAAACAAAUGCUAUUGGAAAGAAUACGAUUGCCACCAUUGAGAAGAUGGUUUGCAAUACGAUUGGAGGCAAACGUCUCGUUGUUAUCCUUGGUAUUCGCGUUGAGGAGGCUUCUGCGGACAAGAUCGGCGAGCCCAAGCCUCUGAAUCCUCCGAACGAUGGAGCCGCAGCUGCCGCGGCACCAGCAGCUAGCGGCGCUCCCUCCUCGUCCGCUAAUGUCUCUGCGCCUAUCCCCUCGGCCCCUGCAACUCGUCCCGGCCAGUCAGCUCGCUCGAACAAGGAAGAGCGACUUUAUCCUAUCGACGCUCUCAGCCCAUACCAGAACAAUUGGACGAUCAAGGCCAGGGUCACGCAGAAGAGUGAUAUUCGCACGUACUCAAAUCAGCGCGGCGAAGGAAAACUUUUCAGCGUGACGUUCAUGGACGAGUCAGGAGAUAUCAAGGGCACGGCGUUCAACGCCGCUUGCGAAGAGCUGUACAAUAAGGUGCAGGAGGGCAAGGUCUACUAUGUUAGCAAAGCUCGUGUGGAUAUCGCGAAGAAGAAAUUCGGGUCGAACAACCAGUACGAGCUGAGUCUCAAUGUGGGCACCGAGAUCGUGGAGGUUACCGACUCAACCUCCAUGCCGGUCAUCAAGUACAACUUCGUCACCUUGCAGGACUUGAACAACAUCGAGAAGGACCAGUUUGUCGACGUCUUGGCGGUUGUGAAAGAGAUCGGGGAAGUUGGCAGCAUCACGACGAAGGCAGGCAAACCGCUUACGAAGCGCGAGCUCUCUCUCGUGGACCAGUCAAACUUCGCUGUCCGCAUGACUCUCUGGGGAAAGCAAGCCGAGCAGUUCCAGGCUUCGGAGCAAGACGUCAUGGCCUUCAAGGGAGUUAAAGUCGGUGACUUCGGUGGCCGCUCUCUGUCGAUGAUGUCUUCGAGCGUCAUGGAAGUCAAUCCUGAUAACAGUCAAGCACAUGCGCUCAAGGGGUGGUAUAUGGACGGUGGUGCCGACACGACUUUCCAGGCCUAUUCCGGUGGCGGGGCUGGCGGACAACGCACGGACCAGAUGCGCACGAUCGCGGAUGCGAAGGCGCAGACAGCUGAGGUAUCAGAGAAGGCCGAAUACUUCUCCAUCCGUGCCACUGUCAUGAACGUCAAGCCGGAGAACAUCGCGUAUCCGGCUUGCCCUUCGCUAAACUGCAAUAAGAAGGUGAAUGACGAAGGGAACGGGUGGCGGUGCGAGAAGUGUGAGAAGACCUACCCCGCCCCCGAGUACCGAUACAUCAUCUCCAUGGCUGUCGCCGACAUGACCGACGAAAUAUGGUUGCAAGGUUUCAACGACGCCGGUAACACCGUUCUUGGUAGGACAGCCAAUGAGUUGACGGACUUGCGCGAACGUGAUGAGGGAGCAUUCAUGCUCCAUAUGCAGUCCGCUUCGGGUAAAUCCUAUGUUUUCACCGUCCGCGCGAAGCAGGACACCUACAAUGAUCGCACUCGGGUUCGCUACGGAAUUGUGAGGAUCGAGCCCAUUGACUACGUCAAAGGGAUCAACGACUACCUCACCCUUCUCAACUCCUCUUGGGCCCAGUAG
Messenger RNA from Peniophora sp. CBMAI 1063, 1809 nucleotides. The record is from the annotation of a GenBank genome assembly. NCBI's taxonomy places the organism in Eukaryota, Fungi, Basidiomycota, Agaricomycetes, Russulales, Peniophoraceae.